CAUAUAGACAUUCCCUUCGAGAAUAACUUACCCUUUACAAGCGUUCAUGGUGAAGAACAUGAAACUGGAAUAAGAGAAUGAUUUUAAGCUCACGGUGAAAUAAUUUGUUUCUUAAUAGUUAAUUUGCCUUUAUAAUUUCCUUUGCGCUUUAAAAACAAGAUACCUAAGUGAAUAACUGAAGAUUUAAUUCGUAGGAUGUCGUUUCGGUUGCUUCCUAAAUUAAAAUAUGAUGAGGUGAAAGCAGAAAACUUUUUAAAUCCUGGAAAAGUGCCGCUUGCGAAAAAUAAUCGAAGGGACAAACCUCAGAUCUCUUCAUACUUGAUAAAUCAAGAUCUGAUGGACAGAGCGCUGGAAGCUAGUCAGUUAAAACAGCAAUAUAACCCAAACUUAACGAUCGUUGAGAUGGCGCCUGCGGCCGGUGUGAUGUCUGCUUCUUUGUACAAUUACUUUCGGCCAAGAAAGCAUAUCCUUCUCGAGUCCAGAGACACAUUUUUCGAUCCAUUGCGAAGGCUUUCUAGUCAAACAGGUGGCCGAAUGCAGCUUAUAGAACAAGAGGGAUUUAAGUGGAAUACGUAUUCUGAGCUUAUUAAAUCAAAAAUUUUAGACGCUUCACGGCAGUCAGAAAAAGAGCAGGCCGGUUCACCACAUAGGGAGCUGCUUUUUGCAGCUCAUGUUCCUGUUCAAUACUACGGACUUCUGUUUACGUCUCAGAUCGUAGAGUAUCUCGCAAGCCGAGACUGGCUUGGUUAUUUUGGGAGAGUGCGAGUGCUUUUAUGGCUUCCUCGCUCACCCGCAGUCACUAUCUUAACUUCUCGAGGAUUUCGAAAUCGGUCAAUGACAGCUGUUCGUCGUGAGGCCUUUAUAGAUACCAGAGUGCUUGUGGGAAGUCAGUCCGUUUACGAUGGUUUAAUGAAACGAUGUUCCACCAAGUCCAAGUAUUCACAAUUUCUUCCAGAGCCAUUGAUUCAAGUCCAAGAUGAUUUGAAGUAUAUGGAACCUCUUUACGAUGGACAUACUUUAGUUGAAUUAACUCCAAAACCCCUUGACAACAGUCUAUCGUUAUCUUUAUUUACACAAGUGAUCAAAAGCCUGCUAUACAUUUCGAGAGGAAAAUUAAAAAAUUCCCUUGAGCAUCUCGGUGCUGGUGCAACGAAUCUGAUUCCUGCAAUUCGAGAUGCAGGUGUCGACGUGGAACUACCCAGUUUUUGUCUAUCUGCUGAAGAUUUCAAAACGAUCACACGCAUAUAUGAGCGCUGGCCAUUACGCGAUCACCUCAAACAUGAUGAGUUUGUAUAAUGGACUUGUAUUAAUUCUCAUUCUCUCGUUUGUAUAAUGUCUUUCGUUUCCUGCAUGUCCAAAAUUCCAAUUCAAUUAGACACGCUUAUUAGAUGAUUUAAUUUUCUUUUAAACAUAAAACAAAUACUUUUUUUGGUUUUUUAUUUGGUUUUUUAUAUUUUAUUUUCAUUAAUACUGCUAGUUCCCUAUGUAGUCUUGAUAGGUAUUACGAUCUGAAUACAGGAUGAGACGAUCUACUGAACAAAUUAAGAACAUUACUUACUCCUGUUUGCAUUGAUUGGGUUUUAGCAUUCUCACAUGUAAAUGAAAUUUAAGCC
Schizosaccharomyces cryophilus OY26 is the source of this 1613-nucleotide messenger RNA. RefSeq names its product RNA polymerase specificity factor. Lineage: Eukaryota; Fungi; Ascomycota; Schizosaccharomycetes; Schizosaccharomycetales; Schizosaccharomycetaceae. Gene Ontology annotation, molecular function: mitochondrial transcription factor activity. The transcript has a single exon. The record is from RefSeq and is a predicted model, not a curated record. Gene Ontology annotation, biological process: transcription initiation at mitochondrial promoter. Bases 196 to 1296 code for a protein of 366 amino acids. Gene Ontology annotation, cellular component: mitochondrial matrix; mitochondrial DNA-directed RNA polymerase complex.